Prorocentrum cordatum is the source of this 2950-nucleotide messenger RNA. NCBI's taxonomy places the organism in Eukaryota, Dinophyceae, Prorocentrales, Prorocentraceae. The record is from the annotation of a GenBank genome assembly.
AGCCGCCUGGCGUCUCGAACGCCCCCCCCCCCCCAAGCGCCGCCCGGCCUCGCGGGCGCGAGCUGGGUUCCGCGCGUCCCGCGCGUCCCGGGCAAGGCGCGAUGAGCGCGAUGGUCCUCCGCAUUGCGCUGGCCGCGCUGGCCGCGGCGCGGCUCGCGGCCGCUGUGCCCGGCGGCGUGGAGAAGAUCGUGUGCGAGGUCCUCUCGCAGAGGUCGCUCGAGAGGGGGGCGGCGAACGCCACCUGCGCGGAGGUCCAGGAGCUUGCCGAAAAGUACCCCGGCGUCAUCACGCCCUACCAGGAUUGCGCGGAGCGUUUCGAGCAUUUCUGGGAGAAGGCGGCGGCCGCUUGCCCCAAGCACAGAAGGCAUUUCGACCUCCCUGCAGACAUCCCUGAAGAUAUCAAGAAGGAGCUCUGCGAUGUCGCCUCCCAGAAGGAUGUUGAGGAGAAGGCGAUCAAGUAUGUCUGUGAGAAGGUCAAAGACGAGGUGAACCCCGUGGAGUGCAACCUCGUCUUGAAGGCAGCCUGGGCGCAUGCCUUGGAAGACUGCUCACCGAACAAGACCGCCCCGAGCCCGGCGGACAUCGAGAAGCUCAUCUGCGAGUACGCGUCGCAGCAGCCGAUCGAGGACAAGGCCGUCGAGGAGAUCUGCGAGGUGGUCACGGCGAAGUUCCCGUCGGUGCCUGACUGCAAGGGGAUGGUGGAGGCUGCGUGGGCCAAGGCAUUGGCCAUGUGCCCGAAGCAGCAGGCGAUGCUUCCGAGCCCGGCAGACAUCGAGAAGCUCAUCUGCGAGUACGCUUCGCAACAGCCGAUCGAGGACAAGGCCGUCGAGGAGAUCUGCGAGGUGGUCACGGCGAAGUUCCCGUCGGUGCCUGACUGCAAGGGGAUGGUGGAGGCUGCGUGGGCCAAGGCAUUGGCCAUGUGCCCGAAGCAGCAGGCGAUGCUUCCGAGCCCGGCAGACAUCGAGAAGCUCAUCUGCGAGUACGCUUCGCAACAGCCGAUCGAGGACAAGGCCGUCGAGGAGAUCUGCGAGGUGGUCACGGCGAAGUUCCCGUCGGUGCCUGACUGCAAGGGUAUGGUGGAGGCUGCGUGGGCCAAGGCAUUGGCCAUGUGCCCGAAGCAGCAGGCGAUGCUUCCGAGCCCGGCGGACAUCGAGAAGCUCAUCUGCGAGUACGCGUCGCAACAGCCGAUCGAGGACAAGGCCGUCGAGGAGAUCUGCGAGGUGGUCACGGCGAAGUUCCCGUCGGUGCCUGACUGCAAGGGGAUGGUGGAGGCCGCGUGGGACAAGGCAUUGGCCAUGUGCCCGAAGCAGCAGGCGAUGCUUCCGAGCCCGGCGGACAUCGAGAAGCUCAUCUGCGAGUACGCGUCGCAGCAGCCGAUCGAGGACAAGGCCGUCGAGGAGAUCUGCGAGGUGGUCACGGCGAAGUUCCCGUCGGUGCCUGACUGCAAGGGUAUGGUGGAGGCUGCGUGGGCCAAGGCAUUGGCCAUGUGCCCGAAGCAGCAGGCGAUGCUUCCGAGCCCGGCGGACAUCGAGAAGCUCAUCUGCGAGUACGCGUCGCAGCAGCCGAUCGAGGACAAGGCCGUCGAGGAGAUCUGCGAGGUGGUCACGGCGAAGUUCCCGUCGGUGCCUGACUGCAAGGGGAUGGUGGAGGCUGCGUGGGACAAGGCAUUGGCCAUGUGCCCGAAGCAGCAGGCGAUGCUUCCGAGCCCGGCGGACAUCGAGAAGCUCAUCUGCGAGUACGCGUCGCAGCAGCCGAUCGAGGACAAGGCCGUCGAGGAGAUCUGCGAGGUGGUCACGGCGAAGUUCCCGUCGGUGCCUGACUGCAAGGGGAUGGUGGAGGCUGCGUGGGACAAGGCAUUGGCCAUGUGCCCCAAGGAGCAGCUCAUGGCUCCGAGCCCGGCGGACAUCGAGAAGCUCAUCUGCGAGUUCGCAUCGAAGAAGCAGAUCGAGGACAAGGCCGUCGAGGAGGUGUGCCAGGCGAUCGCGGACAAGUUCCCCUCGAUCAAGUUCGACCCUGACUGCAAGACCGUGAUGGAGUUCGGAGGAGGCGGCGGCCAUGUGCCCCAAGCCGAGCCUCGUGAUGCCCAUGUACGUCUGAGGCGGUCGCCUGCAAAACCCUGCGACGCGGUGGCCUCUUCCCGCGUCGGGGGUCCUCGCGCAGGGAGUGGCGAGGGGUCUCCGCGGAGGGAGGGCAGGAGGUGCACGACGAGCCGGGGGCGGCCCCCGGGCGGCCGCCCCCGCAGUGCUCCCCUGCUGGGGCGCCUGGCCCGCCGCCUGCGGGCUGGUGUACAUACGCAGCCCCUCGGGGAGCGCGCUCUCCAGCGCCCGGUCCGCUGCUCCGACGGCCUGCAGGGCUCGGAGGUUGUCGGGGGCGGCAAAGAGAGGGGUGAUGACUAGGGGGGGGUUAAUAUCAUGGCGGGGGCCAUGAUAUUUCCCCAGAUUUCAUGGCGCCUCUUCUUGUUUCAUUGAGUCCCUGGCCCCCGCGCUGGGCCGCGCACGUGCCGCCGGUCAUGAUUUGCACCCCCUCCUCUUGGACACCCCCCUCUUGGCCGCUCCCGAGGUUGUCAGAGGAGGAGAAGGUACCCAUACCUCGACCCUUUCCUCGUUUUCCUUCUUUUUGGGGGCCUCCUCGGAGGCCCUCGUCGCCACCGCUGGACUCGCCUCGAAGCGCUGGGCAGAGCGCACCCCCGGAGAGGUCCGUGGAGCAGCGGCGCAUCGGUACCUUUUGGUUGCCCCAGGUUGGGCGGGGAUCGGGAGGAUGUGAGGUUGCCCGAUGUCGCUCCGAUCCUCCGGUCGCUCGGCUCUCGUGUCGACUUCGCGUGUCGAUACGUGGAGACGGUGUUGCCCUUGUUGUGAAGCCCGAGCUUCGGGCUCGCUUGGUCUGCAGGCGGUGUCGCGUCCUGCUUACCCCCGGCAGUGCCGCCCAUGGCGGACUUUCGAGGACAUCCGAG